Molecule: messenger RNA, 3031 nt
Organism: Cladophialophora immunda
Lineage: Eukaryota; Fungi; Ascomycota; Eurotiomycetes; Chaetothyriales; Herpotrichiellaceae
Exons: 2
Coding region: 627-2855 (742 amino acids)
Biological process (GO): carbohydrate metabolic process
Source: RefSeq, a predicted model, not a curated record
CCCCAUCCGAAAAUUUCUUCAGUCAGCACUUCAUCCAUCUCGUAUCUGCCUAUCCCUAUCCAUCUCUCUGCUCGGCGCACUGUCUUCUGCCCGACAGCUGAAGUCGGUCCCUCGCGCGAAACAACCCGGGUGGCCCUGUUCCUGCCGGCGAUUUCCGACCCCAACCGCAAAACUUGUUGCAAAGCCUUGUCCAACUCGACCCACGUGCCCUCUCGACCUCAGACUUUUCGUUUUCCACAUUUUCGUUCUGGUUUGGCUUCAAGGCCUGGAAGAUAUCAUUUGUGUAUCUCGCGCCGACCCAGCUGGCCUCUCCCGCAUCUCGGCUUGUUCAACAAACACCACCACCUCUUACAAUUUGGCCGGUCGUGCCAAAACCAUUCUCAAUGGUCAACGGCGAGCCUGAAUUGAGACUGCAAAAUGCCCUGGCGAACAGUCCAUCAGUCUAUCUCCGAGCGCACAAAGACAAUCCCGUAGCCUGGCAAGAAUGGUCGCCGAAAACGCUGUCUCUUGCAAAGCGCUACCAGCGACUCAUCUUUUUAAGCAUCGGUUAUAAUGCAUGCCAUUGUAAGAGACCCAUUGCAGCUUAACGUGCUUGAUUUGACCCUCUCUUAAAAGGGUGCCAUGUGAUGGAGCGGGAGUCAUUUAGCUCUCCUGAGGUAGCCGAGAUUCUCAACACCUUCUUCAUUCCGAUCAAGCUAGAUCGAGAAUCCCGGCCCGACUUGGAUGACAUCUACAUGAGCUAUGUUACGGCGACGACAGGCUCCGGAGGCUGGCCUCUGAACGUCUUCCUAACCCCAGAUCUCAAACCCGUCUUUGGUGGCACCUACUGGCCUGGGCCCGCCCCUACCACGAAUCUCAUGCCGGCCACUCCUCAUGACGAGGCGCCCGUUACGUUCAUUGGAAUUCUCAAGAAGAUGAAGGAGGUCUGGGCCACGCAGCGCGAAAGGUGUCUCCAAUCGUCUUCGGAAAUUACGGACCAGUUACUCGCGUUCGCUGGCGAGGGCAUCCACUCCCACUCAGACAGCCAAGCUCGAGAAGCCGAACCCAGUUCAUCGGAUCCACCCGAGCCACUGGACCUGGAUCUGCUGGAUGACGCUCUGAGCCACUUCAUCUCCCGCUACGACUCGACCCAUGGAGGAUUCAGUCCUAGUCCCACGGCGCCCAAAUUCCCGACUCCGUCGAACCUCACGUUUCUUCUCCGGAUAGGAGCGGCCAUAGCUCUGCCUUCUACUCAUACGCGCUUUGGCUUCUUCAGCCCUGUUCCUGGAAUUUUGGGGAGGGAGUCAUGCCUCACCGCUGCAAGAAUGUCGCUACAUACCCUUCUCGCCAUGUCAAGGUCCGGUCUGAGAGAUCAAUUGGGCUACGGUUUCCAUCGGUACAGCGUCACCGCCGACUGGAAUCUCCCACACUUUGAGAAGAUGAUGUGCGACAAUGCGCAGCUGCUCGGCUGCUACUGCGACGCCUGGGCGCUGGGUAGAGACCCCGAGAUUCUAGGCACGAUCUACAACCUCGUCGAAUAUUUCACGAACCCCGAAUCCCCGAUCGUCCACCCAGAAGGUGGCUGGUACUCGAGCGAAGACGCAGACUCGCGGACCACCCUUUCGAGCAUGAGCAACGGGGCAAUGUCAGACGACAAGAAGGAAGGGGCCUUUUACGUGUGGACGUACAAGGAGUUCCAGUCGAUCCUCGGUGAACGGGACGCCGCCAUCUUGGCUCGGCACUUUGGCGUCAAACCGGACGGUAAUGUGCCCGCCCAGCAUGACAUGCACGACGAAUUCCUGACCCAGAACGUGCUGCACAUUCAAGCCACACCGUCCAUAUUGGCCAAAGAGUUCGGCAUCCCGGAGGAGGAAAUCGUGCGGAUAGUCAAGGCUGGUCGCGCCAAGCUCCGCGAGCACCGCAAGACGAAACGCGAAAAGCCAGAGGUGGAUACAAAAAUCAUUGCCUCGUGGAACGGCCUUGCCAUCACAGCACUUGCUCGCGCAGCAAACACGCUGGCGACGAUCGACAAGCACCGCGCCACGAGAUGCCAGGAAGCCGCGGAAAGAGCUGCAGCAUUCGUCCGGAAGAGCAUGUAUGAUGAAGCCACGGGGAAGCUGAUACGGGUUACAGGCCCGCCGGCUUCGGAGCUCGAUCAAGAUGCCGACACCAGCAAUACCGCCUUUGUUGAUGACUACGCAUAUCUCGCCCUGGCCAAUCUCGCCCUCUACGACGUGGCCCUUUCUCAACCGUACCUCGACUGGGCUGUUCGGCUUCAGUCCUAUCUGGACGAACAUUUCAUCGCCAGCACUACGGGUGGGUACUUCCAGUGUCCCAAGCCCCGCGAUUCAUCGCCACCUGAACAAAUCAUCCGACUCAAGCCGGGGACCGACAACGCGCUCCCCUCUCCCAACGGCGUCAUCUGCACCAAUCUACUCUACCUCUCUUCCUACAUCCAAUCCCAACACCCGUCCCGAUCGCAGUCUGAAGCGACCACCUACCUGUCCCGAGCACGCGCGAUCCUCGACGCCUUCGCCGUCGAGAUCAUCCAGCAUCCAUUCCUCUACGUCACGCUUCUGGGAGCAACGGUCAUGGAACAGGUCGGCGUGAAGACGAUCAUUGCGCCCAUGACGGCCAAGGAAAGUGAGCUGCGGAGGCUGAAGGGGUGGGGGAGGACGGUGGUGAGGGGGAUUGUGUCGGAGGUGAUGAUCUGUACGAAGGACGGGGUGUGCCGGGCAUUGAAAAGGGAGGAUCUGGAGGACGUGGAUGACUUGGACGCCGAGGCUGAAGAGGAGAAAGGCCGGGCCCUCGGGAAAGUUGACAGCGUGUCUUCGGUGGGGGAAUUGAGGAAGGCUGCUGUUCCGGCUUCGGCGUAAACAGAAAGGGGAUCUUGUCGAUCUGGCGUUGAAGGUUAUUUCGGUGACGGACACUUUGAUUGUAUAGAUACGGGUGGUGUCUAUAAGUCGGGUAUGUAGUAAGGUAUCGAGCAAGUCUCCAUGUAUGCUCACUCUCACCGACGGCCUACAAAUACAGAAGGAUUUCUGUUUCUAUA